Messenger RNA from Oppiella nova, 465 nucleotides. The record is from the annotation of a GenBank genome assembly. NCBI's taxonomy places the organism in Eukaryota, Metazoa, Arthropoda, Arachnida, Sarcoptiformes, Oppiidae.
AAUGUUGACAACUAUUUGGUGGAUGUGUUGACCAAGAGUUCGCCGCAACUCUUUUGGAUACGUUUAAGUAAUUUACUCAAAAUCAAUAGUCAUUACCAUUGGAGCGAGCGGUCGACCAAAGAUUUUAGUAGUUUUCAAAAUAAGGGUUUAAACAAAAGGGAUGCCAUUAGGUGUGUCACCAUUGAUAGGGAGACUGGAGUUUGGAAUCAGACCAACUGUAAUGACAGUGCCUUUGGUUUUAUGUGCUCCCCGUCUGGCCCUCAAUCACCAUAUAAUCUGAGGCGAAGAAUCAAAAAGAUUGCAAACAUUUUCGGAACCACUGAAUGGAGUGCACAACCUGUUGUACCCCAACCCACACCCAGCAAAUGCAAUAUAUCGGGCCUUAAAUGGGAUGAUAGCAUAAAAUAUGGCGAUUCUUGUUAUCUAUUUAUGACUCAAACGCCUCUCAGUUGGACAGAAGCUCAG